UCGUGGCUGUCUGUCACUCUGCGCGCGAGCUGGAGGGCUUAUGCAUUAUGCCGCAGAAAGACGAGGAAAAGUGCCAUUUCUCAGAGAGCGAUACUUCUAAAAUGAUAUGAUUACAAAUUGAUGAUUUCUGGCAGAUCACACAGCAUUUUGAAGAAACUGUCACAAUUCAGUGACAAAGUUCUGUUUCUGGAUUGCCUAUUCUCUCAAAGAAACAUUCAUACGGACACCAUCGUAAAUACCUCUGCCACGGAACAGACAUCGCGUAUAUCUGGCAUCUCCGUUUCGGGACAGACCAACGGGAGAGAGCGCCGAGCUCUGAAGAGCCACCGUCUGACUUCCUUAAAGCGUGUGGAAGCAUGAUUCCCCCAGCGGAUGCGAUCCAAGAUGACAGCAUGGGCAAGGAGCAGGAACGGGAGAAGCUCCCGCAGUCGCCCACCUCAAGCAUAAACCAACAGGAAUCAAAGUUGCAGCGUUUCAAGCGCUCCCUCUCCUUCAAGACCAAGAGCCUCCGCAGCAAGAGUGCAGAUAACUUCUUCCAGCGGGCCAGCGGGGACAUUCGGCUGCAGGUGGAGCCCCUGCCUAUCUCCGUGUGCUCGCCGGGACGGGUGCCCCUGCAGGUGGAGCCCCUGCCUAUCUCCGUGUGCUCGCCGGGACGGGCGCCCCUGCAGGUGGCCUCUGCCGCCUCACACAGCUUCCUGGAGCAUAUCUUCAAGAAGCCCAUCUUCUGCGACGUCUGCAACCACAUGAUCGUAGGCACCACUACAGGCAGCACCGCCAAGCACGGCCUGCGCUGCAAAGCCUGCAAGAUGAGCAUCCACCACAAAUGCGCUGAUGGUGCCGACCAGCAGCGCUGCAUGGGCAAGCUGCCCAAAGGAUUUCGCCGCUACAGCAGUUCGCCGCUGCUGAUCCAGGAGCAGUUCGGCUGCAUUAAAGAAGUGAUGCCCAUUGCUUGCGGCAGCAAAGUGGAUCCGGUGUAUGAGGCCCUGCGUUUCGGAACCUCGCUGGCCCAGAAGACCAAGCGGACCAGCACCGGCUCCGAGUCGCCCCACCGCAAUUCAACCAGCGACUUGGCAGGAGUUCCAGAGGAGGCGGUGGGUCGUGUGAGCAGAGUGGAUCUCGGCAGGAAGCACAGCGACAAUGUAUUCGUGCCCCUCCAAAAUGGAACGGAUCACUUUGCUACUGGAGAUCAGAAAGCUGAUGAGUCGCCGGUGAAGAGGCCCCUGCGGAGGGAGGAGCGCCACCUGCUGGACACCUACGUGGCCUUGUACAGGUUCAUCCCCCAGCAGACCCAGGACCUGGACAUCCGGCCUGGCGACCGCAUCCUGCUCAUGGACAAUUCCAACGAGGACUGGUGGAAGGGUGUAAUGGACAACCGGAUCGGCUACUUCCCUGCUUCCUUCGCCCAGCAGCUGCAACAUGGCGACAGAGUGUUCCGCUGCUAUAAGACCUUCAUCGGCUGUAAGGAGCAGGGCCAGAUCACGCUGAAGGAGGGCCAGGUCUGCGUGAGCGGCGAGGACGAAAGCGACGGCUUCCUGCGGGUGACGAGCGGGAAGAAGACGGGCUUUGUGCCCUGUGACGUUCUCGAGUCCAUCUGAGGAAGAGGGAGGAGGAACGUAAGGGGGUUGAGAUGGACAGAGAGACGGAGAGAGAGCAGCACUGUCGCACACGUACCCAUCCCCUCUGCUGGGGCCCGUGCACCGCAAGGGCCCGCUUCCUGAUUGGACAAAUAAAGCUGGAGGAUAAAUGGGCCCCAAAGGAGGCUCUGAGCAGCAUCAUGCUGUGGAAAUGCUCUUCAUCAGACACUUGCACCUAAAUGGAGCAGAGCUGUGAAGGUGGAGGCUGUGCUUCCUGGGUGGAUGCUGUUUUACCCCCUCGUUUUUAAGAGGAGGGCACUGAUCAUCGCGCAUUCCGGCGGAUUCUGUGCGAGUCCUCAGAGGGAUUAACCCCAAGCCAUGGCGAUCGCCGGGACUCUGGUGGGACGAUGCCGACCCGUGGGCUGCUGGGGUGGCAGGGCGGAGGAGCAGGAUGCUGCAUCUUGGCUGUUUACACAGUUUUUCCCAAUAUCUUUAUGCGUUUAUACAUUAGAUCAGGCUUUGCUCUGUCCUCGGUUAACAUUUGGUGCUGACAUUUGCAUUGCACUGUGUGUCACGCCUCAGUGACGCUGACUCCGUUAGAGGCUCCCGGGGUUUGUCGAGUCAUGGCAGGGGGCGGCCAUGUCCAAAGGGCAUAAUUUCCAAGAGAAAAUGAGUUACUGGUCCCCUCAGCAUCAUCAGGGUCCAGGGGAUUAAAUCCCUUUGAAGUGCAGAGUCAGUCCACUUUUCUUCUCAUUUAACUGACAUAUUAAAUUAUUCAAUUUGUACAGACGCUCCUCUACUUACGAAUGAGAUACAUUCCGAAUGGCCGUUCGUAAUGUGAAAUGUGCGUAAGUCGUUAUUCAACAUCUUUUUAAGGGGUCUACGCAAGUACAAAGAACUAGGAUGCUGGCAGUACGCACGUUACACUGCUGCGCAGCGGGAGUAGCGGCCAGAAGUCGUACUAGGUGGAAUUGGCGCACAGAAAAAAAAAAAUUAUAUUGCGGACAGGAAAUGGGAGCCCAAGGAACACAAUCUGGACUUAAAGUCCUCUUCGUUCGUAUGUCUGAAAGUUCAUAAGUUGAAAGUUCGUAAGUAGAGGAGCGUCUGUAUUUACAUUUGCUAUUUAUUUAGCAGACAGUUUUAUCCAAAGCAAUAUAAAACUGAGAAGGCAGGGUCACA
This is a messenger RNA of Brienomyrus brachyistius, 2753 nucleotides long. It is a transcript of the gene stac, whose product is annotated as SH3 and cysteine rich domain. The coding region runs from base 357 to 1595 and encodes 412 amino acids. Gene Ontology annotation, cellular component: extrinsic component of cytoplasmic side of plasma membrane. Gene Ontology annotation, biological process: positive regulation of protein localization to plasma membrane; positive regulation of voltage-gated calcium channel activity; skeletal muscle contraction. The record is from RefSeq and is a predicted model, not a curated record. The transcript is spliced from 11 exons. Lineage: Eukaryota; Metazoa; Chordata; Actinopteri; Osteoglossiformes; Mormyridae. Gene Ontology annotation, molecular function: transmembrane transporter binding.